AUGCUUAACUACAAGCCCGUCGCUACGCCUGUUGAUACGAAGGCCAAGCUUUCUGCUAUGGAUGGUUCUCCUGCUUCGGAUGCUGCUUUCUACCGGUCUAUCGUUGGUGCUCUUCAGUACCUCACUUUGACUCGGCCGGAGAUCCACUAUGCCGUGCAGCAGGUGUGUCUUCAUAUGCAUGCUCCUCGAGACGCUCAUUGGGCUGUGGUCAAGCGGAUUGUCCGCUAUGUCUGUGGCACUAUGGAUCUUGGCGUCACGCUUCAUGCCUCCGCCGACACCGCCCUCACCGCCUACUCCGAUGCAGACUGGGCAGGCUGCCCUGACACUCGUCGCUCCACCUUGGGCUAUUGUGUCUACCUUGAACCCUCACUUAUCUCGUGGUCCUCCAAGCGGCAGCCUACGGUCUCUCGUUCAAGUGGUGAGGCUGAGUAUCGCGCGGUGGCCAACGCCGUCGCCGAGUGUUCGUGGCUUCGCCAGCUGCUUCAGGAGCUUUCUUGCCCUGUUGACCGUGCCACGGUGGUCUACUGCGAUAACGUCUCGGCGGUCUACCUCUCCGCUAACCCGAUAUCAUGA
Messenger RNA from Aegilops tauschii subsp. strangulata, 573 nucleotides. NCBI's taxonomy places the organism in Eukaryota, Viridiplantae, Streptophyta, Magnoliopsida, Poales, Poaceae. The record is from RefSeq and is a predicted model, not a curated record.